Varanus komodoensis (Komodo dragon) is the source of this 4339-nucleotide messenger RNA. It is a transcript of the gene ARMC8, whose product is annotated as armadillo repeat containing 8. Gene Ontology annotation, molecular function: protein binding. The record is from RefSeq and is a predicted model, not a curated record. Gene Ontology annotation, biological process: proteasome-mediated ubiquitin-dependent protein catabolic process. NCBI's taxonomy places the organism in Eukaryota, Metazoa, Chordata, Lepidosauria, Squamata, Varanidae. The transcript is spliced from 23 exons. The coding region runs from base 220 to 2301 and encodes 693 amino acids. Gene Ontology annotation, cellular component: GID complex.
ACGCUCUACGCAUGCGUACUGCUCAUCGCACGGAGAAACAGUUUGUUUUUUUCGUUAGCCGAUUCGAGCCGAACGGACGUUCUCUCUUCUUUUUUUCACCCCCGUCCCUCCACCCGGCGAUGUGGCCGCAUUUGGCGGCGGCAGUGGCGGCGGCGGCGGCGGUCGUGGCAUCGGCUCUUGCGUGGGGUUGAGAGGCUGGCACCACAGGCGCGCAUCAAGAUGGCGUGUGUGCUGGAGACACCGCUCCGCAUGAGUGUCCUGUCGGAAGUCACGGCCAGUAGUCGCCACUAUGUUGACAGAUUAUUUGAUCCUGAUCCCCAGAAAGUCUUGCAGGGUGUCAUAGAUAUGAAAAAUGCUGUAAUUGGAAACAACAAACAAAAAGCCAACUUGAUUGUUUUGGGAGCAGUUCCAAGGUUGCUCUACUUGCUUCAGCAAGAAACCUCCAACACCGAGCUGAAAACUGAAUGUGCAGUUGUGCUAGGAAGCCUUGCAAUGGGUACAGAAAACAAUGUUAAAUCUCUACUGGACUGCCAUAUCAUACCAGCCUUACUGCAAGGAUUACUGUCACCAGAUCUUAAAUUUAUUGAAGCUUGCCUCAGGUGUCUUCGCACCAUUUUUACCAGCCCUGUAACUCCUGAAGAACUGUUGUAUACGGAUGCUACAGUUAUCCCCCACCUCAUGGCACUGCUCAGUAGGUCUCGGUAUACUCAAGAAUACAUAUGUCAGAUCUUCUCACAUUGCUGCAAACUCCGACACUGGCAUAGCUGCGGCUUUAAAUCCUCGCCUCAGCCACUUCUAUGUGCCAAUGGUCCAGACCAUCAGACAGUCCUGUUUAACCAUGGAGCAGUGCAGAAUAUUGCUCAUCUGUUAACUUCUUCAUCCUAUAAAGUUCGAAUGCAAGCUCUGAAAUGCUUCUCAGUUCUAGCCUUUGAAAACCCCCAGGUAUCAAUGACUCUAGUAAAUGUGUUAGUUGAUGGAGAUUUGUUACCACAGAUUUUUGUGAAGAUGUUACAAAGAGACAAGCCUAUUGAAAUGCAGCUCACAUCAGCCAAAUGCCUUACUUAUAUGUGCAGAGCUGGAGCAAUCAGCACGGAUGAUACCUGCAUUGUGUUAAAGACAUUACCAUGUUUGGCACGGAUGUGUAGUAAAGAGAGACUGCUAGAAGAGAGAGUGGAUGGAGCAGAAACUCUUGCCUAUUUGAUUGAAGCAGAUAUCGAGCUGCAAAGAAUUGCCAGUAUUACUGACCACCUUAUUGCAAUGCUUGCAGACUACUUCAAAUAUCCCAGUUCAGUGAGUGCCAUCACUGAUAUAAAAAGGCUUGAUCAUGACUUAAAACAUGCUCAUGAACUACGCCAAGCAGCAUUCAAGCUGUAUGCUGCACUUGGAGCAAAUGAUGAAGAUAUACGAAAGAAGAUAAUUGAAACUGAAAAUAUGAUGGAUCGGAUUGUGAAUGGUUUGUCUGAAUCUAGUAUCAAGGUGCGCUUAGCUGCAGUCAGAUGUUUGCACAGCUUGUCACGAUCCGUGCAGCAGCUUCGAACAAGUUUCCAAGACCAUGCUGUAUGGAAGCCCUUAAUGAAGGUGUUACAGAAUGCUCCAGAUGAAAUCUUAGUGGUAGCAUCUUCCACUCUAUGCAAUCUGCUCUUAGAAUUUUCUCCAAGUAAAGAGCCUAUUUUAGAAUCAGGAGCCAUAGAACUUCUCUGUAGCUUAACCCAGAGUGACAAUCUUGCCUUGCGAGUGAAUGGAGUUUGGGCUUUAAUGAACAUGGCAUUUCAAGCAGAACAAAAGAUUAAAGCAGACAUUUUACGAGGUUUAAGUACAGAGCAAUUAUUCCAGUUACUCUCUGAUUCUGAUGUAAAUGUACUAAUGAAGACUUUGGGACUACUUAGAAACCUUUUGUCUACUCGUCCUCAUAUAGAUCAAAUAAUAAGUACACAUGGGAAGCAAAUCAUGCAAGCAGUGACUCUGAUUCUGGAAGGAGAGCACAAUAUAGAAGUCAAAGAACAGACAUUGUGUAUACUUACCAACAUAGCAGAUGGAACCACAGCAAAAGAGCUUAUUAUGACAAAUGAUGAUAUCUUACAAAAAAUAAAGUAUUACAUGAGCCACUCAAAUGCAAAACUUCAGCUGGCUGCUAUGUUUUGUGUAUCUAAUCUUAUUUGGAAUGAAGAAGAAGGUUCCCAAGACCGUCAGGAUAAACUCAGAGAUAUUGGGAUAGUAGAUAUUCUACACAAACUGAGUCAGUCAUCAGAUCCAAAUCUUUGUGAUAAGGCAAAGACAGCACUCCAGCAGUAUCUUGCAUGAUGAAAGACAAGCUGAACUUUCGUACAACUCUCAAAGCUAUAUAAUAAGGAAUAACGGGAAAUAGCCGCACCUAAUUCCUUAUCUUUUGCACAAGGCACCUUGGGCUGCAUUUUUCUCAGGUGCAGGGAGCUGCUUGGCAGGAGCAGUUUAAGUGAUCAGGUCUCCGAUGCACUUGAGGACUUUAUUGAGGUAGUUCCUUGACUCAGAGGACUAUUCUGAGAUUUUUUUUCCUGAACUACCUGAACUCUACUAGAACAAUCAAUCAUCUUUUUCCUUUGGGCCUACAAUUUUCUGCUUAUAUUGCAGCCACUGUAAGGCUGUGUCUGGGUGGGCAUGAUACCUCAAAGCUUUUGUUUUCCUUUUUGUGUUUUUUCUACAGAUUUUCAAGGAUUAACCAUUCUUUGCUGUAUGAAAACUUUAAAGAAUUAUAUACGAUUUGGAUUGAAAUGUUAUUUAAAAACAGUUUUGUCCCAUGAAGUUUAUUUUGAUCAGAUGAAUGUUUUUAAGUAAAAUAUAUGCAUUUGUUAAACCUCAGCUUAAUGUACCUGUACUUCCUCUUUUGAAACAAAAUGACAUCUACAUGACCAGUAGUACAUGUAAUGUGACUAAAGCAAAUCUUCUACUGCCAUGUGUUACUAGCUCCAAUUCCCUGGACAUGGGACAAAACAUUCAAACUACCCAAGUGGAGUCUUCUAAGUACACUUUAGAUUAUACCAAGAUUAAACUGUGGAAACCAUACCUGCUGAGUUUACCCAGCAAGGAAAUUAUAGUUCCCUGUGCCAGUGCCACUGCUGCCUCAGAGAAAUUACACUUGUUAUAAAACUUUGCAUUGUUCUUACUUGACUUGAACCUGUGAUAAUGGAUUGAUUGAAGUAAAACAAAACCCUCACUACUGGUAGUUGGAACCACACAGUGGUAAAUUUCAGAGGAGAACCCCAUCGAAGAUCUAGGUUCAGAUCAAAUGCCAAUACAUAGCUUUGGUAUUCUUGCAGAAGUAUAUAAUGGUAAGGCUAAAUAUUUUUUUGCAGCAGAAGAAAACAAGUAUGAAGUUUUGAUUCUGCAAAAGACGAGAUAAACUUCUGAAAUUCAACAAAGCCUCAAGCCUUUUCACUCACCAAGUAGAUUUUCUGUGGGUUCAACCCACAGAUGUUUGUGUCAAGGGACAGGAGCAUCAGGCAGAAGCUGAGUGUCUCACCUAAUUCACCAGCUUUCAUAAUCCCAGAAUUGUAUUUAUAAUGGAUAAACAGGCACAUACAUAGGGACAUGACACUGAUUCUGUCACUGCAAAGAUUGGAGUUUGAGCCUCUGGUCGGAACUGUUAAUGAGCUGGAGGGAGGUGGUAAAAUAAAACCAGAGUUUUUAUAUAUGGUUUUAAUGUAUUCUUUUAUGCUAAAAGGGAAGUAAUAGUGAUUCAGGGAUUGUAGUAAGUGAUGUCAUUUCUCAGUGUCAUUGCUACAGACUCAUUGGGAUUGGACUUCUGCAGGUUUGAGCAGUGUACCCACUUGCUAACUAGUACCUCAGAAAUAAGAAGCCUUAGUUAAGUCAUUAUAGUGAUUGUAGCCUUAAUAAUACUGAGAAAAAUUGCUUCCUUUGUUCAAAUCCACUCCCCAGGAAGAAGGGGUGGGAAGAGGGAGGGCUUCCUUAGCCUGGCUGCUGCUUUUGCACUCUGGAUUAUUAUUACACAUGCAUUUCCAAUGUUGUUGUCAUUUCUCCAUCAUCCAUAUGCAUAUCCAUUUACUUUGAAAUAUUGAUAUGCCUAAAACUGUGUUGAAUAGAGCUGAGAUGUGCAAAUUUUCAUUUUCACACUUGGAGGUUGCUUUUUAAUGGAGUGGCCCUAUAUGUACAAGAAGGUUAUAAACUGUGCUAAGACAAUCUGGAUAAUGUUUGGGGAAAGGUUGGUUAAAUAUUAGGAUGGUAGGUGAUAAUGAAGUGGCAUUUUGCACUCAGUGAAGCAUUGUGAAUACUUUUUGAUGUUGCUAUAAAUAUGUACAAAUAGAAAAACACUGUAAAUAAAAAUGACCUUUUACUGGAGAACAUA